Messenger RNA from Soboliphyme baturini, 531 nucleotides. NCBI's taxonomy places the organism in Eukaryota, Metazoa, Nematoda, Enoplea, Dioctophymatida, Soboliphymatidae. The record is from the annotation of a GenBank genome assembly.
AUGUCCAAAAGGCGAAUGAUGUACGACAGGCGAACUUGUAUGUCAUGUUACUGUUUCUCGGAUCUUAGACUGGUAAUGCAUCAUAUUAUGAUGGCGUCAUGCGUCCUUAUUUCGAUGUUUUUUUUCAUAAAAUUAGACUGCUCGGUUUUCAGCCAUCUCCCUGCUUAUGUUGUUGCUUCAUUCAUCAAACGCUUCAGCCGUCUGCUGUUGUUCUCACCUGUUGGGUCGUUGAUGAUCAUUUUGCAACUUAUCCAAAACUGGCUUGUCCGGCACCCGAACGUCAUGCCAUUUUAUGCUCACGAUCCGUAUAUCUUUAAUGAAAACAAUAUGGCCGAGUCACGUGCUCUCGAAUCUUCUCUUUGGGAGGUGAAGCUUCGAAUUCGCCAGCGCUGUUGUUCAUUGCUUUUUGUAAACUGCAGUAAGUCAUGUCCCUUAAGAUGGAUCCGGUAUCAUCUGAAGCGUUUGGCAUACACAAGAUUAUAUUUAAAUGACGUGUGGUGCGGUCUAAAACAAUAUUAUGAUAUUUUUUGA